AUGGACAAAUUUUUAAUAAAAAAACCAAAACUGGAUUGUGCUCAGAGCAGCAAUAUUAUUGUUACGCCAGACUUAACUAGCUCAGGUAAUAAUGAUACAAAUGAAAGAGAGCCUAUAUCUGAAAAUAUUGGUGAGCGACAGUUACAAAAAGACGACAAUUGGGUACUUGAUUUUGGGACGUAUUUGGGAAAAAUAAUCAAUGAUGUUACAAAGCGGAAACUUCUAGAAACACCUUGGUCACCGGAUAUGUCUUUUAAAUUUCCAUCGUCAGGACCUAGAAACUUAAAAUUCCAAAUAAAAUGGCUUAAUGAGUGGAGCUGGCUAGUUUACUCCCCAACUCUAGAUUCGGUGUUCUGUAAGUACUGUUCGUUAUUUUCCACUGUUGUCGGGCAACAAGCUAGUAAGGGUGGAAAACUAGUUAAAACUCCGUUUAAAAACUGGAAGGAUGCCAGAGAAGAAUUCAGAAAUCAUGAAAAACAUUUAUAUCAUAAGAAUUGUAUCGAACGAGCAGCUAACUUUUUAGAUAUUAUGAUGAGAAAGUCUGAAAAUGUUAUUUUAAAAAUUGACAAACGAUCAAAUAAUUAA
This is a messenger RNA of Psylliodes chrysocephalus, 585 nucleotides long. NCBI's taxonomy places the organism in Eukaryota, Metazoa, Arthropoda, Insecta, Coleoptera, Chrysomelidae. The record is from the annotation of a GenBank genome assembly.